Messenger RNA from Triticum aestivum (bread wheat), 719 nucleotides. RefSeq lists its product as uncharacterized. The record is from RefSeq and is a predicted model, not a curated record. NCBI's taxonomy places the organism in Eukaryota, Viridiplantae, Streptophyta, Magnoliopsida, Poales, Poaceae.
GGCCAAAAUACUAUUUGAGCUUGCUUGUGGAAAAACUGGUUCUCGUUCAGUUAUGUGUGUCAGUCUGAUAGAAGAUGGACACCCCUCUUCAAGUUGGUUUAUGGGCUUGCGGAGUGUGAGAAUUUACGUAAAUCUCUGCCUUAUAGGGCCGGUUCAUAUUGACAUGGAGGAGGCACAGAGGUUUAUUGCUUCUUUUUGUGGGCUGGCCUUGAGGGGGAGACCAAAGCAAACAUCAACAUGUUCAAGCUGCUGCACAGUAAAAAGUGUCUCGCAGAUGCUCUUUAUGACACCAACUGACAGAUUAAUGAGUGCACUCAUGGAGAACAUAACAAGGUACAUACUGAAGGAUGUUCUGAGGCUAGCACCUGGUUUAGAAGUUUUGAAAUUCACAACAAUACCUCAUAAUUUUGAUUUGAUAUCCAGAAUGUCAAUUGAAGAAUGAGCCUAUGAACUGCAUUGUAUUUUGUAAUAUAUCCUUAUAUAUGGUGCUUGUGGCAUUUUUCUUGCAAUUAUAAGUUUACAUUUAUGGGUAUUUACAUAGUCCCCCUUUCUUUUUCCGCAAGGGGCAGUAGCUAUGCCAUUCGAUUUGAAGGACAAAGAGUUGAUCACAAAGGAGUAGCAUUCAGGAUAUAUACACAAGAGUAUAGAACCAAAUUAUAUGAUGUAAUUGACCACUAUUUCUAUUAACUUCUCUUACACAAUGUUCAUGAGUUCAUGUA